UCUAUGAAGAAAGUACACUUUCCAGAUCCUUCAGGAAAUGGGAAAUUUGAGCAAUAAACACCCAAGCCUUAGAAAAGGCCAAAUUGAAGUGCUAGAAACAUCCUUGUCUGACCACCUUAUUUAUGGAACUCCAAACUAUUCCCUCCAUAUCAGAAACGACUUCUCAAGCACAGCAAAAAGUGUUCAAACACUUGGAACAUAGCUUGGCUACCAGCUGAGACCAAAGACUAUGGCACCUGCUCUAUCUCUUUCUGUCUCCCACCUUCCAGUUUGCAAAUCUCAAGACUUCUCGAAGGAUACCUGCCUCCCAAAAGGAACUAAUAGGGAAAACCCUUCUGCCAAAAUAGCUUCAGAUGUCAAGUUAAGUAAAAGAAAGCUAUUGAGUUCAACUGCCUUGGGUCUUAUUGGAGGUCUCUCAGUUGCUCAGCCAAUAAGAGCUGAGCCAGAGAGCCCAAUUGAAAGCACAUCAAAUAGAAUGUCAUAUUCAAGAUUCUUGCAGUACUUGGACGAAGGUGCUGUGAGAAAGGUGGACUUGUUCGAGAAUGCAACUGUAGCGAUUGCUGAGAUAUAUAAUCCUGCGCUUGACAAAAUUCAGAGGGUAAGAGUCCAGUUACUGUUGCCACAAGAAUUACUCGGGAAAAUGAAGGAGAAGGGUGUAGAUUUUGCUGCUCAUCCAAUUGAUAUCAACUGGUCAGUUGCUUUACUUGACUUGUUGGGGAACUUGGCAUUUCCUUCGAUUUUGCUAGGCACUUUGUUGUUAAGGAGCUCAUCUCCAAACACUCCUGGAGGUCCCAACUUGCCUUUUGGACUUGGAAGGAGCAAAGCCAAAUUUGAGAUGGAACCCAACACUGGAGUAACUUUUAAUGAUGUUGCUGGUGUUGAUGAAGCUAAGCAAGAUUUUCAAGAGAUAGUUGAGUUCUUAAAAAACCCAGAGAAGUUUGCUGCGGUGGGUGCAAAAAUUCCUAAAGGAGUGCUUUUAGUUGGACCUCCUGGGACUGGAAAGACAUUGAUGGCAAAGGCAAUUGCAGGAGAAGCAGGGGUUCCUUUCUUUUCACUUUCUGGAUCAGAGUUCAUAGAGAUGUUUGUUGGAGUAGGAGCUUCAAGAGUUAGGGAUCUGUUUAACAAGGCAAAGGCUAAUUCACCGUGCUUGGUGUUCAUAGAUGAGAUUGAUGCUGUUGGAAGGCAGAGAGGAACUGGUAUAGGUGGAGGAAAUGAUGAGAGGGAGCAAACUCUAAAUCAAUUGCUAACUGAAAUGGAUGGUUUUACUGGCAACACUGGAGUUAUCGUCAUUGCUGCUACUACUAGGCCUGAAAUUCUUAAUUCUGCUUUGCUUAGGCCUGGAAGAUUCGACAGACAGGUCACUAUUGGGAUACCAGAUAUAAGAGGCAGGGAAGAAAUACUGAAGGUACAUAGCAACAACAAGAGGCUGGAUAAAGAUGUUUCUCUCGGUGUAAUUGCUAUGAGGACACCAGGAUUCAGUGGUGGAGAUUUGGCAAACCUUAUGAAUGAAGCUGCCAUUCUUGCCGGUAGAAGGGGCAAAGACAAGAUCACAAUGAAAGAGAUUGAUGACUCAAUUGAUCGAAUUAUGGCUGGAAUGGAGGGAACAAAGAUGACAGAUGGAAAGAGCAAAAUUCUUGUGGCCUACCAUGAAAUUGGACAUGCUGUCUGUGCGACAUUGACCCCAGUCCAUGACCCAGUUCAAAAAGUCACUCUGAUCCCCAGAGGCCAAGCUCGAGGCCUAACAUGGUUCAUACCAGGUGAAGAUCCUGCUUUAAUUGCCAAGCAAGAACUCUUUGCUAGAAUAGUCGGAGGACUUGGUGGUAGGUCAGCAGAAGAGAUAAUCUUUGGAGAAUCAGAAAUUACUACAGGUGCUGCAGGGGACUUGCAACAAAUAACACAAAUAGCAAGACAGAUUGUAACAAGAUUUGGCAUGUCUGAUACUGGACCUUGGGCAUUAACUGAUCCUGCAGUACAAAGUAGCGACGUGGUGUUAAGGAUGCUGGCUAGGAAUUCAAUGUCUGAGAAACUAGCAGAAGACAUUGAUUCAUCAGUUAGGAACAUAAUUGAGAGUGCAUAUGAGGUUGCAAAGAAGCAUAUAAGGAAUAACCGCGAAGCCAUUGAUAAGAUAGUGGAGGUGCUGCUGGAGAAAGAAACCCUUACAGGAGAUGAGUUCAGAACAAUCCUGUCAGAAUUUGUUGAUGCCCCUGUAGUAAAAGCAGACAGAUCUCCAGUCCGUGAGAUGAUCAAUCUCUGUUCUUCAAUCAAACACCUCUCUCAAGUCCAUGCCCAAAUCCUCAUCUCUAAUCUUCACCAAGACUCUUUCCUUCUCACCGAACUCGUCAGAUUCUCCUCGCUAUCUCCCUACAAAAAUCUCAGCUACACGCAUACCCUUCUAGUUAACUCACUCAACUCAACUCCCUCUACAUGGAAUAUUCUUAUCCGAGGCUAUGCUUCUAGCGAUACUCCACAAAAGGCAAUCUGGGUACUUAAAGAAAUGCGAAAACGAGGCCUUCAACGCAAUAAACUUACGUACCCAUUUGUUUUAAAGGCGUGCGCAAGGGGUGAAGCACUUGCGGAAGGUAGACAAGUUCAUGGGGAGAUUUUCAAGCAUGGUUUAGAUGAUGAUGUUUAUGUUGAGAACAAUUUGGUGCAUUUUUAUGGGUGUUGUAAGAAGAUAAUCGAUGCAAAGCAAGUGUUCGAUGGAAUGGGUGAGAGAACUGUGGUUUCGUGGAAUGCGGUGCUUUCUGCUUGUGUUGAGAAUUUUUGCAUUGAGGAUGCAAUUGGGUAUUUUGAUAAGAUGAGGAAUUGUGGGUUGGACGAAACCACAAUAGUGAUCAUGCUCUCAGCGUGUGCAGAGCUAGGAUCUUUAAGCUUCGGCAGGUUGCUUCAUUUGCAAGUUGUUGAGAGAGGUUUAAUUUUGAAUUGUCAAUUGGGGACUGCACUUGUUGAUAUGUAUGCGAAGAGUGGAUAUGUUGGUUAUGCUAGUCGAGUUUUUGAUAGAAUGGAGGAGAAAAAUGUGUGGACUUGGAGUGCAAUGAUAUUGGGAUUUGCGCAACACGGUUUUGCUAAGGAAGCCCUUGAAAUUUUUGUAAAGAUGAUGAAAAGUUCUUGUAUAAGACCGAAUUACGUUACUUAUCUUGGAGUUCUUUGUGCUUGUAGCCAUUCUGGUUUGGUGGACGAUGGGUACCGGUAUUUUCAUGAAAUGGAGUAUGUUCAUGGGAUUAAGCCUAUGAUGGUUCAUUAUGGUGCCAUGGUUGAUGCCUUGGGUCGUGCUGGUCGUCUGAAAGAUGCUUACACUUUCAUAAUGAACAUGCCUAUUGAGCCUGACCCCAUUUUAUGGAGGACUUUGCUAAGUGCAUGCACUAUUCAUAAUGUUAAUGAUACUGAUGGCGUCAGUGAUAGGGUGAGAAAGAGGUUGCUUGAGUUGGAGCCAAGAAGGAGUGGAAAUUUGGUGAUGGUUGCAAACAUGUAUGCAGAAGCUGGAAUGUGGGAUAGAGCAGCAAAUGUACGGAAGGUUAUGAGGGAUGGAGGGUUGAAAAAGAUGGCUGGUGAAAGCUGUCUUGAGUUAAAUGGCUCCAUUUAUCAGUUUUUUUCAGGGUAUGAUUCUCAAUUUGAUUUUGAUGGCAUCUAUCUAUUGCUAGAUACACUGACCUUACACAUGAAAAUGAUUAACAUUUUGUAGUGGUAUUGCUUGAUAUGAACCCUUUUGCAUUCAGGAUUAGAGAAAAUAUUUAAUUGUGCAAGCUGCAAAUUUGCAUUAUCGGUACCCCAUAGUUUCAUUCUGCUUUAAUAGUGGUGUGGCCCUAUGUAGGCCCAGUGGUGUAUAGAAAUCAUAAGAGUUCAUUACUUUCAGCAGUCAUUCCUGUGGCCCUAAGGAAUGUGUAGUAUCAUUUAUAUAGAUAAUAAAAUGUGACCUUGAAACUUU
Molecule: messenger RNA, 3925 nt
Organism: Theobroma cacao (cacao)
Lineage: Eukaryota; Viridiplantae; Streptophyta; Magnoliopsida; Malvales; Malvaceae
Gene: FTSH6
Product: FTSH protease 6
Biological process (GO): proteolysis
Cellular component (GO): chloroplast thylakoid membrane
Molecular function (GO): ATP-dependent peptidase activity; metalloendopeptidase activity; ATP hydrolysis activity
Source: RefSeq, a predicted model, not a curated record